AUGUUCAUUCAGCUUGAUGAAGAUAUGGACCGCGUAAAUCUCGAAACAGACCGUGCUUUUUUCAACCAUGUUCUCCUGUCACGUCCUCAACCAACGUCAGCUGCUACCAGCAAAAUUCCAGUGAAAGUUGUUAUUCAAACUGCCAUAACCACAGUAACUUUGCAGAAGGAUCUGUGUCAGCUGUUUUCGGAUGCAGUAAAGGAAAGUGGCACAGAUGGAUCACUAGCUGGUGUAUGGACUGAAGUACUCGCAUUAAUCGAUCGGAAGGUUUGUACCAUUGAUUUUACUUGCAGUUUUGUCGAGCACAUGGUUGCACAGGUUGAAAGAAAUCUAGAACGCUCUCAGCGAGGAGGAGUUCCAGGUACUAGAGGAUUAGUGGACGCAUUCCUCAAGAUAGGAGCAGACGAUUCUUUUGCGGAAGAUGGAACUGUUGGAGGACUACCGGUCUGGGAGGUUACCUACCAUUGUCUACGAGCUGGUGAUCUAUCCAGUGCUAGAGACGCACUUGAGCUUUUGGCUAACUUUCCACAAGCAGCAGUUCUCGUACUUAAAAAGAAGCUGAAGGUGGAAUGGAGGCACAACCUGAAUUCAACGAAAGAUAAGUACAAGCGAGCACUUUAUGCAACGUUACUCGGAUUGGACUCCAAUCUGGCGGAUUCUCUUGAAAACUGGCUAUGGUUCAAAUUAUUCACUUUGAGAAUUGAUCCGAAUUUAUCAGCGACUCUCUACGCCGAAGUUCAAAAGAACAUAUCCAUUGACUAUGGCGAAUCAUAUUUCAUGGCUGGUGGUAUACUCGAGUUCCACUACUACUUUACAGUACUUUGGCUUUCUGGGCAGUUUGAACGUGCUGUGAAGCUCCUUUUUGACUGUGGUCAUGUUACUGACGCUGUACAUGUUGGCAUACUCGCUUAUGAAAUGGGUUUUUUGCGGAACACAAUCGAUGCAGCGGCGGAAUUGUUAGUAGUGGACUCAUCCCACCUCACAAAAUGCUCGUUCAAUAUGGCACGUUUGCUAGUUUCUUACACUAAAGAAUUCGAAUUGGAUGAUUACGCUCGAGCACUUGAUUACUGGUUUAUUUUGAAAGGAAUACGAACGCCUUCUGGGAGUGACGUAUUUGAAAUGGCUGUUAGCCGAGCAGUAUAUCUUACUGGACAGACUGACGCUAUUAUAGGAACUCUCGGACCUGAAAGGAAACGAACUCCUGCGUUGAUUGAUGAGUAUAUUGAGAAUCCGUCUGAUGUUAUUAGCCGUGUAGCACAUGACACAGAACUUGGAGGGGAUACAACCCAAGCCGUAAAGUUGUAUAUACUUGCAAAUGCUCCCGGAAAAGCUGCUGAUCUAUUAUGCUCUGAACUUAGUGAUGCCAUCAGGUCGGCCAGCGAAGCGGCUUUUUCUACGUUAUGCAUAUUAUUAGAUAUUACUACUUUAAUUGAUUUGUGUGAAGUUGGCAUAGCCGAGAAAGCGUUAAGUGUUUCUAAACAGCUACGACUGAUUCCAGCGGAAACAGAACAAGUACCUGUGAUAGUUGGAGAGUUUCAUUUAGUACCUACGAAGGUGCGCGAAGUAAUACCCGAUCUUUGCCUCCAUCUUAUGCGAUGCAUGGUUGACGCAAUUCAGGCUGCUUCAUCUCACAGUGUGAUGUUUAAUAAACAGGUGAAAGCAAUUGUUAUCUACGCAGCUACUGUGAACUACAAAUUCCCACAGCACAUUACGUCCAAACUAUUGCAACUACAGGCGUCCGUUGCGGUGUACCAAUAG
Angiostrongylus costaricensis is the source of this 1758-nucleotide messenger RNA. Lineage: Eukaryota; Metazoa; Nematoda; Chromadorea; Rhabditida; Metastrongylidae. The record is from the annotation of a GenBank genome assembly.